This is a messenger RNA of Drosophila innubila, 1982 nucleotides long. RefSeq names its product transcription initiation factor TFIID subunit 3-like. Lineage: Eukaryota; Metazoa; Arthropoda; Insecta; Diptera; Drosophilidae. The record is from RefSeq and is a predicted model, not a curated record. Gene Ontology annotation, molecular function: protein heterodimerization activity. Gene Ontology annotation, cellular component: transcription factor TFIID complex.
ACAUUGUUGUUCAGUCUCAGAAAUAGCCACAAAUGUAAAAGAAAACAUAUGCAAUUAAAACUUCAAAGUCGUCAAUAAUGGCUGAAAUAUAUUCUUCGGAAAUAUUACGCGUUGUUAUAGCUCAAAUAGCUCAAACUAUUGGAUAUAGCAAUACUCAAAGUGCGCCUUUGGAAUUGCUAGAAGACAUUUUGCUGAGGUUUAUACAGGAAUUGGCUCGCGAUCUUCACAGUCAAGCCGAACACGCAAAUCGCGUUGAGCCCAAUCUAAAGGAUGUUCAGCUGAGCCUGAAGAAUCUAAGCACGGAUGUCCACGAAUUACUCAACUAUAUUGGAAAUGUUGAGCCAGUUCCCUUCGUCAGAGAAGUUCCCGAAUAUCCAGUGAAGAGAAACUCGAAUUUGAAUUUCCUUAAACCCGGCAGUGCCGAAACUCUAACGCGACCAGUUCACAUCUUCGAAUACCUGCCACCAAUUCUACCCACAGACACGGAUGCGGCCAACUCGACUGCCAGAGGCGCUAACCAAUCGGAUCUGAGCAACGAUCAGGUUCCAUCUGGCUUGGAGGCUGCUCAUAAUACUUAUGGUCAUAAGAGUGAAGAUGUAAUGACCGAUUACGGCGACAGCAUAAAACCCUUGUCAUUGAGCACAACGUCCAGAGAUCACGUCGCCGAUCCCGAUGGACAUGCGGUACGGGAAAUCAGUAGCGUUGUCAUGACAACUGGAGGAUUCAUCUCGCCGGCUAUAGAGGGAAAACUGCCUGAAGCUUUCGUACCAGAUAUUAUUGAAAAAUGGAAAGGACUCGAUGCACCGCCUGCAUCACCGCCACCUACAAUACGGAACCCGAGAUCCCAUUGCCCACUGAAGCGUUCUUAUGGUGGAUUUCAAAGUGAACAUAGCACGGAUCUGAAUGCUAGUAAAGCUCAAGAGAAAGCACACCGCAAAGCACUGAGAAUGUUCCAAAAAAUGUCAAAUCAGGCAGAUAGCGACGGCAGCAGUAAGGGAAGCAACAACAUGUUGAAUCUUAAGAAAUCCAUGAAGAAUCUAAAUCGCGGAAUGUUGUCGUCAUUGCCGGACAAGUCAACGGAGCGGGCGCAACUCGAGAAACUGAUUAAAAAAGCAAACAAAGCAGCGACAAAAGCAACUAAAGAGUCAAAACAACAGCAGCAACAGCAGAGUCAGUUGCAAACGAUGACCAAGUCCACUGGUGCUGAAGGAUUUGCUGCAUUUGGUCUCACUCAAACCAUUCCAUUGGCUCCCAUUGUCUUGGACGAGAUCAAACUAGCCAGCGAACCGGACCGCAAUAAAUUGAAUAUUUUCAAAAAACUGUCAAAGCCAAAGGCAACAACGACGACAACGCCGACGUCGACGUCUAAGGUCCCAUCACCAAUGGGACAACUGAAUAUUGCGACAAAUUUGUUUGGAAAUGCUUCGCCAUUGAUAAGCCUACCAUCUGGGAGACAAUCUUCAACCAUUGGAUAUAGACCAACAUUUGAAUCGUCAGGGAAAACAGAAAAUAAAUCAAGUGGACUCUCCGUGCAACCUCUGCCCGAAUCUCACUUGGAGCGAAGCUAUUGCAAUGUGGCACCUUUGGUGCCCGAUUCGAUGAAAUUGACAUCUUUACAAAUGGAAGGGAGUAAGUCGCUCAAGUCGACGGAUCAGCAAGGAUCUGGUGAAAGUGGUGAACUCAAGGGAAAGGACAACAGUUACUCUUCGGUCUUAUCGAAAUAUUUGCCCAACAUUCAGGGAGCUGGCGUUGGAUUAUUGGGGUUAUCAUCGGUUGAUGCAUCGGUUGUGCAAAGUCAGGAAUCAACCAGCAGCAAAACAACAGUAAAACAGACGAAGACCACAGCUGGUACUGGAAAUCUUGGUGAUCCAAUUGAAGUCUCAGAUGAUUCAAACGAAGAUGAAUCCAAUACAGUAGGAAUAAUUAAAAGAGGCACAACCAAUUGGUGGACGGAAUCUUGCAACACCAGAAAUCAAGCAUAA